GUAAUUUACCUGCAGCAGGUGUGCGCUAUCAGAAUCCCUCUCGGUGCUGUGUCGAACAGGUUUUGCUGCUGAAAAACCAAAUUGGAGGCAAUGAUGGCAGCAGGAAAGGGAAGCCCGACUAUUAUGGGCAUUUUGGCUUUUGGAAAUGUGAUUAUUGCACUUUGUGGCAUAACACUGUUUGCUGUAACAAUAUGGGUCACCACCGAUGGGUACGAUCUCUAUCCUAUCAUGGGUGUAUCUGGAAAGGAUGACGUCUUCGCUGGAGCCUGGAUUGCCAUUUUCACUGGAUUUGCUUUCUUCUGCACAGCAAUCUAUGGGAUUUUUGCCGUCCUUAAGCAAAGCCGCAGCAUGAUGCUACUGUAUCUGGUAUUGAUGGUGAUCAUCUACAUCUUUGAGAGUGCUUCUGCUAUCACUUCGUACACCCACAGAGAUUAUCUGGUCGCCAACAGUGACUUCGUUAAGAAGCAAAUGCUGCAGUAUUACGCGGAAGACAGUGAUCCUGGCCGUCAGAUCACCACUGUGUGGAAUCGACUCAUGCUUGACCUUAAUUGCUGUGGUACGGACAGUGCUCUUGACUGGACAGAUUAUACCUCAACCUUCAAGAACAAAUUCAGAGAUUCCUACCCCUGGCCUCUGAACUGCUGCAAACGCAAGAGCAAUUAUGAAGUGAUCAGCCUGGAUGCCUGCAAGAUUGGAAACCUGGACUACAUGAAUGGAAACGGUUGCUUUCCUCACAUCGACUCAGUGUUUUCUAGGUACGCCUGGGCUGUUUCCUGGUUUGGCUUUGCUAUACUCAUGUUUACGGCUCUGGUGCUGCUAUUGGCUAUGGUGUACUAUGUUAAGCUCUAGGACCCAUGACCUCAAUCUGCUCCAGUCCAUUCCAGUCCAAGAUUUUGUAAAUAAACAGCAAGAAUGGCUUUUUUUUUUUUUUUUUUUUUUUGAUUACUUGAAGGAUUCAGAUUUUUUUUCCCUGCCAAAAUAUUAUCCAGGAAUUUUUAUUCCCUCAAACAUAAAGAUAAUAAUUUUAAUGCCAUUUCUGGAAGUUUAUUGCGAAGUCGAUUUCCUUCCCAACCCAGACAUCUUCCCCCUUCCUCGUUUCCACAAUUGUUUACCUUUUUUUUUUUUUUUUUGUGUUUUAAAAGCUGUUCACACACAAACCUUUUCACUGUGCAGGAUACCUCCUAGUCACAAACUAUUGCGUCGAGCAAGACACAAUAUCGGGUUAUGCAUGAACUUUUGGAUUGCCAAUAUUGGAUAGGUUAAAGACCAAAGGGGUGACUAUAUUGAAUGUUGUAAAGUUUAUACACAAUGAAUUACUGUUUUCUUACUGUACAGGUAUUUUAGCCCUGUUUCACUAGCUGCUGGUUUAACUCUACUCUUGCACUAUUUAAUGUAAAUUUAGGUAAGAUAGUCCAAGACUAGUGCUAGUAGGGGUCUGUGAAAUCAACAGUUUUAAAUCUGCAGUUUUAGUGUGCUUUGCAAAUUGCUAGCAGGGAAAAGUUUCGUAAUCAGCGCUACACAAGAGAUCAGGCUUUUGCCUUUUUUUCUUUUCUGAAAGCAUAUGAAGUCAUGUAACCAUUUUUGGUGAAAAUGUUGUGCUGUUUAAUCCUAACCCUGCAAAAUGUGCUUAGUGUUAAUUUGAAACUUGAUGAGAUGGAGACUGAUAUUUGUUUAUUCAAUGAAAUCCAAUGUAGUCAUUUUGCAUAUGACAUCAUGCUCUCUUACUUCAUGCGAACCAAAACUACUGUACCACUUAUUGUAAUUGUAUGCUGUAAUUCAUUAAUAAAAGUACUUGAGACUUAACUGGUCCUACUCUUUUGUUCAGUCAGGAAAUAA
This is a messenger RNA of Polyodon spathula (Mississippi paddlefish), 1836 nucleotides long. RefSeq names its product uroplakin-1a-like. The record is from RefSeq and is a predicted model, not a curated record. The coding region runs from base 91 to 849 and encodes 252 amino acids. Lineage: Eukaryota; Metazoa; Chordata; Actinopteri; Acipenseriformes; Polyodontidae. The transcript is spliced from 8 exons. Gene Ontology annotation, cellular component: membrane.